Messenger RNA from Pelagomonas calceolata, 714 nucleotides. The record is from the annotation of a GenBank genome assembly. NCBI's taxonomy places the organism in Eukaryota, Pelagophyceae, Pelagomonadales, Pelagomonadaceae.
AUGUGGACCGCAAAACAUUUACGGGGAGAAACUGGUUUACGGAACGCUCGUCUGUCCGGACGACGUUUGACUGCUCUACCGAACGCGCCCGUCGCCAAGUUGGUUGUGGCCUGUUUUACGCCCUUCGACAACGGCGGUCUCACCGUGAACUUGGGAAGGUGCUACCCGACGCGUACUUUAGAGACGCUCGUGCCCAAGCAAACUUUGGUGGAGGAGGCCGACGAGCUGGAGGCUUGCGCUGUGAAUGAGAUCGGCAAGAAGGCGCCACGCACACCUCACGAGGCCCACGUAUUCCUCUCGAAGUGCAAGCCUCGGACGACGGGUUCUAUUCAGAGAGAUUUUGUGUAUCGGUCGCUCUAUGCGGCGCAACUGUUACGGUGCGAGCACCAGGGCUUUCCCCGUAGUCGCACGAUGAUUAUCGAUGGAGACGACUUGCGGCGAGACGCACCUAGUGUUGUUGGCGCCGUGGAGCGGUUCGUGGGGUUACCUCCGCAACCACCCCUCUCUGUUGAAGAUGUGACGGAAGCCUCCGUGAGGAAAAAAAUAGCCAAAACGUUCCCUUCCUUUGACGAGCGCAUCGGCUGGUCCAUCCAUGGGGCGUACGACGAGGAGGGGCUGCCGGGUGAGGUCGAGGAGCGCCUGUCGGCCUUCUUCCGGCCCCACGACGACGCGUUCUUCGAGAUAUUAGGAAGGCGGCUCGCGUGGCGGACGUAA